Molecule: messenger RNA, 1575 nt
Organism: Talaromyces rugulosus
Lineage: Eukaryota; Fungi; Ascomycota; Eurotiomycetes; Eurotiales; Trichocomaceae
Exons: 4
Coding region: 1-1575 (524 amino acids)
Source: RefSeq, a predicted model, not a curated record
AUGCGAAGCCAGCAAACAGACGGCACUGCUGUUGAUGUUGACGUUGAGCAGAACGCGCAAUACGAUACUGAAGUCCUGAGAGAUGAGGAAAGCCAAAGUCGACCUCGCAAGAAGCAGAUUUUUGGUUUUGAAACAUUCGCUUUGAAGGCUUUAGCACAUGGAAUAACUUCUAUGAAAACGGAUCUCCGCAUUCAGGCAGUCGAGUUGCUAUUCCAAUUGCCUGCCGGUCACGCAUCAGAAUGGCCAGGGAUACUGGCCUUUUGCUCCCACCUGGAAAGGUGCUUCGGGGAGCUGCUAGAUGCUCGAUUCGGAAUUAUCUGGAAAAUAUUGGGUCGGGAUACUCCAUCAUCCACAGUUGAUUGCUGGGAGUGGUGUUUCGUUGUGCUCAAAGUCUUUCAGGGCUUGGAAUAUGAGGAUGUAACCAUGAUAGAUGCCUAUCAACGGCUCCUAGAGAACCUGAAGAUAUCAAGGCUUGACGUCAAGUCACACGACAAGCAGCAAAUCAUUCGGGGAAUGUUCGCAGUGAUUUGUUGGACGUCGGCGACGCUAAAACCAAUUUUGACCACCGAAACACUAUGUACCACAACAAAUGCGGACGAUUUCAUAUUGGAACAGAACAUUCCACUGGAAGCUGAGAAUUCUUCCCAGAUAUACAGCUACAGUAAUUUACGACGAUCCAUCAGCAAAAUUUUCCUUCACUUUCACCCCCGUGAUGCCGGCGUGAAGGAGGUGGAAGGCCCUCUUGGUAAUCUUCGUAACCAGAGCGGCGGAGGCAUGAGCAACGAUGUGCUGUAUGAGUCAAGCCUAAACUACUUCUCGUUGUCCACAAUUGGCCGGGUUAGAAUUACAUGGGUCGAUACACUAACUUCGCAUCUUGCUUUCGACCGCUCGACUCGAACUCUUUCCAUCUUCCGUUUUCCCUCCUUUUGUGCCACCAAUGUGCUGGGCAAACCCAACAUAAAAAUUCUCCAAAACAUCACCUGCCAGCUACUCCAGUCGCCCCAUUACAUGGACUCUCCAGACGAAGCGGCGCUACACCGUGAGGUUCUGCUCUCAUACCGUCUGUUAUUUGGACAAUCUUCGAGCUCCCGCAAACUUCUCGGUCGACUGCUCAGUCAGUCGUUAACAAAAGUAUCAAGAACUUCAAACCACCACACUCCCACUGGUGGCCUCGUCGCCGACGACAUUGAUCCUUUCCUCUCCACCAUCUGUACCUCGCCACUUAUAAAGCACUGGUAUAGUCUUAGCUUUUUCCGCCGUGAAAAACAUUCAAGUCUUCUCCCGAGUAGUAUUUUCCCAUUCUCAACCCUUGACAUCGACAACCAGCUCCAAGAAUCCGACAUAUACUCGGUCCGAGAUGACUUCCCUAUUUUUGGGGCUCGGCUAUUGAUAUUGCAACAAUACAACAUGAGACAACAGCCGAGUAGGGUAAGAGACCUUUGGCGAGACCGGCGAAACCCACUGCAGUGGUAUACUUUCUGGGCCGUACUGUGGAUCGGCGGCGUGACUAUCGUACUAGCAGUGCUACAGAUCCUGGUGGGUGUUUUACAAAUUGUUCUUGCUGGCCGAUCGUAG